Molecule: messenger RNA, 834 nt
Organism: Diabrotica balteata
Lineage: Eukaryota; Metazoa; Arthropoda; Insecta; Coleoptera; Chrysomelidae
Source: the annotation of a GenBank genome assembly
ACAUCAACUCCAAGCAGUCCUUCCAUUAAAACUGAUUUAGGUGUUAAUAAUAAAUUUAGUUAUUAUUUGAGACAUUGGUACAUUCGUUAAGUUAAAAUUAAGUUAAUUGGUUAAUUGUUACAAUACACUUAUUUUUUCUUAUGGCACCAGCUGAAGAAAACGAAAGAGAUAGCGGAAUGGAAUCCCAAGAAGGUUCUCAAUCUCAAGAACCAGAGGAAAAUGUUACCCAUACGAGCCAAUCUGUUUCUGGAGAAAAGAAAAGACCUGAAAUUGAAGACAGUUACGAUGACGAGCCUGAUGAAUCCUUAUGCGAAAGAUUAUGGGGUCUUACAGAAAUGUUUCCAGAGUCUUUAAGAAAUUUCACUUGGUCUACAGUUGUGAACACUAAAGAAGGCAUCAAAUUUGCUUACAGUUUUUCAAGGAGUGCAACAUGGGUAGUUUUUAGCACAUCUAUUAUACUUUUUGCACCUAUCAUAUUUGAGGUGGAGAGAGCUCAAAUGGAAGAAAUGCAAAAGAAUCAACAAAAACAAAUAUUAUUAGGACCUAAUUCAGCAAUAUCAGGGGGAGUGCCUCCACCCAUCAUGCCCCCCAUGCCACAGCAGAAGAGUUGAGAUACAUAGUUGUUAUUAAAGCAUUCACUUAAAAUUGACUGUAUAUUAUCUUUUAAAGAUUAUGUAAUUUCAAUCUGUUGUCUAAUGCAUUUGCAGAUUGUUACUCAUAGAAUAAUAUUGUAGAGACAUGUUUUAUAGUUUGCAAAAUUAUUUGUGAUACAGGGAUGGUUACUUACAAUAGUACAUUACAGAUUUUGUGAAUUACAUAAAAUAUGUUAUUAGU